Molecule: messenger RNA, 549 nt
Organism: Colletotrichum gloeosporioides
Lineage: Eukaryota; Fungi; Ascomycota; Sordariomycetes; Glomerellales; Glomerellaceae
Exons: 1
Coding region: 1-549 (182 amino acids)
Source: RefSeq, a predicted model, not a curated record
AUGAUCACUUUUACUGAUAAGUUCCAGGUCAAGAUGGUUGGUCACGUUACGAGAGGUCUCACCUUCACUCAGCGCUGCUUCGAGUGCCUCGAGAUGGACUACACCUACGCCUGGCCCCUUCCGGUCCGGCUUUUCGCUGUCUUUUUCAUUACGGCCCUCUUCGCCAACAUGCACCCCGAUGUCAAUGCCUUCACCAAGCGUGUUGUCUGGAUGGCCGUCCACCCCUUUGCUCUUCUCAUUGGCUACAUCACCGCUGCCAUUGUCCGAGGUCUCCUCUUCAUCUUCAUUGACGGCCCUGAGAUGCUUGCCAACCUUAUCACUCGUCACCGUAACCGUGACCUCGACGUCCUCGACAACCUUGACGUUGAGAACAACACCAAGCUCAAUGCCAUCAUGGGCCGCCUCCACGCCACUGCCCCUGAGGAGUGGACCCCUGGUGGCCGCGUCUUUGACAAGAAGUACAAGCCCUUCUUGCCCGCUGAGAAGAUGAACUUUGCUGGUCCCCGCCAGAAGAAGGCCAUGACCCGCAAGCGCAACCUCUCUGUCUGA